UGUCAGGUUAACCGAGCAACGUAUUUUUGUUCCUGUGUCAACGAAAGAAGAAGAAAAGAACAGCAGCUAGUGAGAACCUGAGAAGUUUCCAUCACUUAUUUUUUUCAUCACCCAUAAACGGAAAGGCCCCAUCACGUAAUCCACAAUCCGUUGCCUUUGAAGAACUCGUUUUGAAGAUGAACUCCAAUGUGGAGAAUUUGCCCCCUCAUGUUCUUCGCUUGGUGUACAAAGAAGUUUCAGCUUUAGCCGCGGAUCCACCGGAGGGCAUCAAGAUCUACCCCAGUGAUGAAGACAUAACGGAACUGCACACAGCCAUUGAAGGGCCUGAGGGAACCCCGUUUGCCGGCGGCGUGUUCCGAAUGCGCCUGGUCCUUGGUAAGGACUUCCCUGCUGUUCCACCCAAAGGGUAUUUCCUGACCAAGAUUUUCCACCCUAACGUGGGCCACAAAGGGGAGAUCUGCGUCAAUGUCCUGAAGAGGGACUGGAAGGCAGAACUCGGCCUCCGACACGUCUUGCUCACAAUCAAGUGUCUCCUCAUCCAUCCCAACCCGGAGUCGGCUCUUAACGAGGAGGCGGGGCGCCUGCUCCUGGAGGACUAUACGGAAUACGAGGCGCGUGCCCGCCUGCUCACAGAGAUCCACGCCAUGGCGGGUCCCGGCAGCUCCUCAGGGUCCUCGCAGGACCCAAACGACGGGCCACAGCCCAAGAAGCACGCGGGGGACCUCGCUAAGAGGGCGGGAGCCAGCGCGGCCGCCGUGCCCGCCGCUCUCGGGAAUGGUGCCAACGGACCCAGCAGCAGCAGUAGUAGCUCUAUUAAUAACAUAUCAGUUAAAAAGAAAGCAGAUAAAAAGCGCGCAUUGAGGCGCCUUUAAUGCCUUGAAUGCAACAUUUUCAGUGUGUUUGAUUGCGUGUGUGUGUGAGCGUGGAAAAGUGUAAAUACAGAUAUCCAAGUUGUUCCUUUUAAGUUGUUCCCUCUUUCGACCACCAUCCAGACUGUCCACUUUGUACUGUAGCGUUUGACUUGUCAGAAUUAAAGACAGAAUUAAAAUGAUGACAGAUAAUGGGUUUCUCCCCUUUAAAGAAGAGAGAACGCGCACAAAAAUACUCAUUACCAGAAUCUUCACACUGGGCAAAUAUAGAAUGCCCUUUGAACAUUUAUUCAUGAUUUAUAUAAUCCAUUCUAAGGUCCAUGUACUAGUACACUCUUUGUCUGAACAAGCAAGACAAUUCCGUGUGCUAGUAGAAGGACGAGGCGCACUCGUGCCACUUUUGACUUACUGGUACGACCUUAAGAUGGAUAUUAAAUUAAGGACAUCAAACAAAUGGCUUCAGGCUAUGUCAAAACCGUUAGAGCAUUUAUUCGAUAUUCUUGUUAAGUCAAACCAUGCUCAAACAAUAUUUAAUAUCAAAUAAAUGCUCAAACAGCUUUGGUAUCCUUGAAAUCCAUCUUUAAUUCCAUGUACUAGCAUUUGUCCUCACUACUAAGACAAUUCAGUGCACUAGUAGCAUGACUGUCUUCGUGGUAACUUUCCCACUGCUAGGACCUCUGUUGGCCUACACGUACGAGCUUAAGUUGGAUAUUGAAUGAACAUUGAAAUGGAUGCUAAAAUGAUCCUUGACAGUUUUGACAUCCUAUUAGAGUGACCGAUAUUAGAGCCACACUGAAAAGAUGAAAACCGUAAAUUGUGAGAAUAAAGUCAAAUAAAUUGUAACGUUAUGAUUGAUUGUCAAAAUUCCCACAAAAUUAAAUGCAAUUCUCAUAGAAUGACUUUAUUCUUGUC
Phycodurus eques (leafy seadragon) is the source of this 1781-nucleotide messenger RNA. RefSeq names its product ubiquitin-conjugating enzyme E2S (gene ube2s). Lineage: Eukaryota; Metazoa; Chordata; Actinopteri; Syngnathiformes; Syngnathidae. The record is from RefSeq and is a predicted model, not a curated record.